Tremella mesenterica DSM 1558 is the source of this 498-nucleotide messenger RNA. RefSeq lists its product as uncharacterized. Gene Ontology annotation, molecular function: structural constituent of ribosome. Gene Ontology annotation, cellular component: ribosome; mitochondrion. The transcript is spliced from 3 exons. The record is from RefSeq and is a predicted model, not a curated record. Gene Ontology annotation, biological process: translation. NCBI's taxonomy places the organism in Eukaryota, Fungi, Basidiomycota, Tremellomycetes, Tremellales, Tremellaceae. Bases 10 to 405 code for a protein of 131 amino acids.
GACGACGACAUGCCACAUAUAGUCAGGGGGAUAGUGACGAGGACAGGGAAGAUGGCGAAAACUAUCACUGUAUGUAGCGAUAGGACAUUAGAACAUCCAAAAUAUCUCAAGCCUGUGACACGGACGACGAAAUAUUUGGUACAUGAUGAGAAAGAGGAGGCUCGGAUAGGUGACAAAGUCACCAUCAUCCACGGCAAACCAUUUUCCAAAAGAAAACAUUUCAGAUUACAAGAUAUCCUUCCAUCCCAUUCCAGAUCUGGCCUAUCCAACGCUUCUGCCCCCUCAUCGUCGACGCCCCCAAGUUCUGCUCACCAAACGGAGACAUCAGCUCAGGAUAGUCUGUCGACGAUCGUUCCUUCUUUAGGGGACACAGGGAAGACGGCGGAAGUAUCAGGUCAGAUAUAGUCGGGGGUGACGGGGUGGAUCUUGCAUAAGUCAUCUGAUAUCUCACACACAUAUCAUUCCUUCUUCACCCAGCAUGCAUCUGACAUCUCUUUU